Messenger RNA from Vigna unguiculata (cowpea), 2018 nucleotides. RefSeq names its product zinc finger protein GAI-ASSOCIATED FACTOR 1-like. Gene Ontology annotation, cellular component: nucleus. Gene Ontology annotation, molecular function: DNA-binding transcription factor activity. Lineage: Eukaryota; Viridiplantae; Streptophyta; Magnoliopsida; Fabales; Fabaceae. The record is from RefSeq and is a predicted model, not a curated record.
CAGUACAUAUGACAUAUCAUCCUCGUUUCAAAUAAUUUCUCCCUCUCUCUCUCUGUCUCUCUCUCUCCUUUAACUUCCUCCACCGUGUGCCGCCUAAGACGACCUUCGUAAGCAGUGACGGAAAGGGAAACCACCACUUCUCUUUGGGAAGGAAACAAAUAAGUCCUACAAAAAGGGCAAAGUAAUUAAAAAAGAACUUCCGGAGGAGUUCUUCAGUUCAUCUUAGUAAAUAAAAUAACCAUGGCGGAGCCUCAGAAUCCUUCACCAUUCACACAUUCUUCAGCUUCGGAAAUCGCACCACAACCACAACCUCUGCCACCUCCUCCCAAACGGAAGCGAAACCUCCCUGGAAUGCCAGAUCCAGAUGCUGAAGUGAUUGCUUUGUCACCGAAGACACUGAUGGCCACGAACCGUUUCGUCUGCGAGAUCUGUAACAAAGGGUUCCAGCGCGAUCAGAACCUGCAGCUUCACCGGCGCGGUCACAACUUGCCGUGGAAGCUGCGGCAGCGGGGGAGCAAGGAACCGCGGAAGAAAGCGUACGUGUGCCCCGAGCCUUCGUGCGUCCACCACAACCCCGCUAGGGCGCUCGGCGACCUCACCGGCAUCAAGAAGCACUUCUGCAGAAAACACGGCGAGAAAAAGUGGAAAUGCGAACGCUGCUCUAAGAAAUACGCUGUACAGUCGGACUGGAAAGCCCAUACGAAAACCUGUGGCAGCAGAGAGUACCGAUGCGACUGCGGCACCUUGUUCUCUAGGAGGGAUAGUUUCAUCACGCACAGAGCAUUCUGCGAUGUAUUAGCGCAAGAGAGCGCCAGGACCAAUGUCCAAGCCCAGGCCCAGGCCCAGGUCCAGAAUGUUAGCAGUAGCAACGCUGAUGUGGCUUCUUCGCCCCCUGCGCCUCCACUUACUCCCUCUGCGUCUGUGGUGUCUCCAACCUUGUCCAUUCAGAGCUCAGAAAUUCCAGAAAACCCAAGGAAGCUGUCACCGAUGUCUCCAAAAGCAACGUGCUUCGUGACAAGCAGCACCCCUUCCAGCUCCAGUUCUUGCACCACUGUUUUCGCAAGUGUGUUGGCACCGUCCACAACGACAACUCAGUCACAGUCUCAAUCACCGUCACCAUCAACUUCCUCAUUCUUCAACCUCAUGUCAAGUUUGGCUCGCUCCGAUAACCCUAACGCCAUCACUAAUCUGAGAGAACCCACAUCCCUCUCCCUGUCCUCACCACUAUAUCUCUCCAACAACGACCCUUCCCACUUCACAGCAUCUCAACCUGCACUAUCUGCCACUGCAUUGCUCCAAAAAGCAGCUCAAAUGGGUGCAUCCAGUGCUUCCCUUCUUCGUGGCCUAGGCUUAGCAACGACAUCACCAUCAUCCAUGGGGAAAGACGAGGGUUUUAACAUGAAUGCAACCGCAACAGCACAAUGGAACGGCCAAGUAAAGCAAGAGAACCAGCCCGUGGUGGAUAACCUUGGGCUUGGGCUUCCCUGUGGGAGUGAUGUGAUGCUGGGCCCUUCUACCCCAUUCGUGGGCCAGCCAGUGACCCGUGAUCUUCUCGGUCUUAGCAUCGGUGGCGGAGCAAGCAGGGGUGGUCUCUCUGCUUUGGUCACGUCUUUCGGAGGGAACUUUGAUUCACCCGGUGAUGGAGGAGUUCACCGGUAGAAAACUGGGAAGAACUGCAUAGUCUGAGUGUGUGCUUGUUUUAUCCUCCGACGGAAAACAAACACACACAACCUUAAUUAGUUGCAUCUGCUUAACGAAACGGUUCGGUCUUUCUUGCCACGCCCGGAAUUUUUGUGACGGGUUAAUCAGCCAAACUCUGUUGGCAAUCAGAAAACGAUAGAAUAAAGUUACUUGUAUAAUGCAUUAGAAUCUAUCUUUGCAAUAUUUAUAUGUAUAAAUGUCUUCUCACUUUUUCUUUUCUCUAGCAAGUGUGCUCAUGCUGUCGUCAAAAUGUAGAUAUGGCCAGAUGGCCACUGUAAUCUUAUUUUUGAGAAAUGAUGUUUUGAUAACCUAUAAAA